AUCCCGGGCCGGGGGUGUCGGGGGGCUGCGGGCCCCAGCUCCGGUCACUAUGGACAGUUUUUUCUUCGGCUGCGAGCUUUCCGGCCACACCCGCUCUUUCACCUUCAAGGUAGAGGAAGAGGAUGAUGCAGAGCACGUGCUGGCUUUGACCAUGCUCUGCCUCACCGAGGGGGCCAAAGAUGAGUGUAAUGUGGUAGAAGUUGUGGCCCGUAGUCAUGACCACCAGGAGAUUGCAGUCCCCGUGGCCAACCUCAGGCUGUCCUGCCAGCCCAUGCUCAGUUUGGAUGACUUCCAGCUUCAACCUCCUGUCACCUUCCGCCUGAAGUCAGGUUCUGGUCCUGUGCGGAUCACUGGGCGGCACCAGAUUGUUACUGUAAGCAGUGUUUCUGAGGAAGAAGAGAGCGAAGAAGAGGGGAGUGAGGAGAAUGAGGAAGCUGAAUUGUGCCCCAUUCUGCCUGCUAAGAAACAGAGGGGCAGGCCCUAGCCCUCCUUGGAGUGGAACUCUGAACUGUCCUGACCCUCUCUCCCUACUUGCCUUUGAGGUUGGAGGUCAGCAUUUGAAGCUCAGGACUACAUAUUUUAAACACUUUUUACAUUUUUGGAUAAAGGAUGAAAUAAAGUGGUGUAGAGUUUUUUUGCAA
This is a messenger RNA of Myotis brandtii (Brandt's bat), 641 nucleotides long. RefSeq names its product nucleophosmin/nucleoplasmin 3 (gene NPM3). Gene Ontology annotation, biological process: chromatin remodeling. NCBI's taxonomy places the organism in Eukaryota, Metazoa, Chordata, Mammalia, Chiroptera, Vespertilionidae. Gene Ontology annotation, molecular function: histone binding; chromatin binding; RNA binding. The record is from RefSeq and is a predicted model, not a curated record. Gene Ontology annotation, cellular component: nucleolus; nucleoplasm; cytoplasm. The coding region runs from base 50 to 484 and encodes 144 amino acids. The transcript is spliced from 6 exons.